Molecule: messenger RNA, 557 nt
Organism: Notothenia coriiceps (black rockcod)
Lineage: Eukaryota; Metazoa; Chordata; Actinopteri; Perciformes; Nototheniidae
Product: wiskott-Aldrich syndrome protein family member 2-like
Exons: 3
Coding region: 66-323 (85 amino acids)
Source: RefSeq, a predicted model, not a curated record
GGGUCUCAGUGUUAGGGUCUGUGUUCAGGGUCUCAGUGUUAGUGUCUGUUUUCAGGACGCCGGUGAUGGAGCGAGCCGACCGCAGGAACGGAGAGCAGGUCCGACCUCUCCGAUUUCACCUGAACGCACCGCCGGACAUCCCUCUGACUCCUCCUCACAAAGAGGUUCAUGACCGACCUACUGCUCCCACUAAGCCCCUCCCCCCCGACCCCACCCUAAACCCUCCCCCACAGCUGCUCGGAAGACCAGCUCCACCCAACAAGCCCCUCCCCCCUGACCCUGGCACACCUGCACAGGUACACCUGUUAGCAUGUAGCUGUUAGCAUGUAGCCAAUAGUUUGUAGCUUCUAACAUAGAGCUGUUGGAACUCAGCCACUUACAUGUAGCUGUUAGCAUGAAGCUGUUUACAUGUAGGUGUUAGCAUGAAGCUGUUUACAUGUGUUAGCAUGUAGCUGCUAGUAUGUAGCUGUUAGCAUGUAGCCAAGAGUUUGUAGCUUUUAACAUUGAGCUGUUAGAAUUCAGCCACUAGAAUUUAACUACUGUCAAGCCAGCCUCCA